This is a messenger RNA of Daphnia carinata, 1032 nucleotides long. RefSeq lists its product as uncharacterized. The record is from RefSeq and is a predicted model, not a curated record. Bases 1 to 873 code for a protein of 290 amino acids. Lineage: Eukaryota; Metazoa; Arthropoda; Branchiopoda; Diplostraca; Daphniidae. The transcript has 3 exons.
AUGGCUCUCUUUCGGUUGGAAGAUCUGUUGGCGCCACGCGCAGAGGCCAUGCAAGCGCUCGAUCUGUCUACGGCCCGGCCUCGCACCAAACAGGAGUUUGAAAAACUCCUUGCUCACAUCCCCGAAUUCCGCAUUAAACCUGAAAAGGUACGGCCAGAAGAAAUUAUUAUUGGUGAGGAUUACUCCUUCACCUGUCGUAAAGAGACACAGAAAAGCAAAUCCCCUCACCGUCAAUAUGCUCGGACUGGAGGUGCGAGGGAUAAAUCACCCCAAAAGACAGGCCGAAUUGUGGCCGGGAUACAUCCGAUCAGCGUCAACUGUGGGCACUCUUACCCAGAUCCAAUACCUGUCGCCAUGCAGUCCGUCCGAAUUCUGGAUCUCGCUACCGUCGAAAUUAACUGGAAAAUGCUGACGGUGGCUCGACCCACUUCAAAGCAGGAUGACGAGUUUUUUACCAAGUUGGUCGAAUUGGAGAAAUUACGGUUGAAAACAAGACGAGAAGGAGGGAUUCGAACUAGGAGGAUUAGCGGGUUUGUCAGCGGCCUUUCCGUACGCCGAAUAAUCAGAACAAACCGUUCAGGAGUGACGGAGAUCCGGCUUCCGGCCUGCUUACAAUGCGGUUUCGAGCUAUGUGACUCGGUCCAUUGCGUCAAGUUUACGUAUGAAGAUUUUUUUCGGCAGCAAAAUGAUCUGGUUGACGAGGCCGACAAAAACAAGGAUGGGGUUGAACCUGUGGAUGAAGAGGAGGAGAAACGGCUCAAGGAGGAGAACAAGAAGCAAGUCAUCACUUCAAUGAAAGGGACGGCUAUGAAAAUGAAACAGGCCAAGAAGCAGCAACAGUCUAGCAAAAGACCGGCCGUUAAAACCUCUUGAAGUUACCUUAAAUUAAUAAAAUAUAUAAACUAACCUGAUGUUCGGAAUUAAAUGUAAAUCAAUGUGCUGUACAUUGACUUUCUGCUUUGGCCAUGAGUGCGUCUGUAAAUUUGCUAUUUUUCUUCAAAAUAAAUUACGCAUUCCGCCUUUAAAUGUUGA